CCCUCUCUCUUUUUGUUGGUGAAGACAUGGGAACAUUUACACUUUGGGCUUUCUUGAGCAUUUUAAUUAUGCAAUGUUUUCAAGGCUUAAUCUUGGCAAGAACAAUUAUAGUACAAGAGAAAGUCGAUGCAUCAAUUCCAAUCACAAGUCUAUCGCCUCCGGAGGGAAACACCACAUUCCUGGCCGGCACCAACUGGUGCGUGGCCAGACCAGGUGUCCCCCAGGCCGAUCUAAAGAUCGCUCUGGAUUGGGCUUGUGGUCUUGGCAAAGCAGACUGCCGUGCCAUACAAGCAGGGGGCCCAUGUUUCGAGCCCGAUACACUACUAUCCCAUGCAUCGUAUGCUUUCAACAUUUACUAUCAACAAAAUGGAAACAAUGCCAUUGCUUGCCACUUUGGAGGGACAGCCGUUCUCACUCGGCACAAUCCAAGUUAUGGAAGGUGUUCUUUCAGCUCAUCCGAGUCGUUGAGAGCUUCAUCAGCAUCAUCAUUCAAGUACAAGCCACAAAGCAUUUGGUGGGAGAUUGAUGUAGUUAUAAUGUUACUUCUAUAUUUAUCAACAAAAUAGUGAAUUGUUAUCAAAUUGCUGCAGAUGUAGGAAAAAGAUUUUGAAUCACCAACAAAUUAAAAGGUUUUGUGCUAGGCUUAAUGAUUAUAAUAAUGGUAACUUUUAUUUUAUUGAGUUUAUUUUUGGGCUUAA
Molecule: messenger RNA, 698 nt
Organism: Salvia splendens (bonfire salvia)
Lineage: Eukaryota; Viridiplantae; Streptophyta; Magnoliopsida; Lamiales; Lamiaceae
Product: glucan endo-1,3-beta-glucosidase 13-like
Exons: 4
Coding region: 27-566 (179 amino acids)
Source: RefSeq, a predicted model, not a curated record